Colletotrichum orchidophilum is the source of this 1683-nucleotide messenger RNA. RefSeq names its product major myo-inositol transporter iolT. Gene Ontology annotation, cellular component: membrane. NCBI's taxonomy places the organism in Eukaryota, Fungi, Ascomycota, Sordariomycetes, Glomerellales, Glomerellaceae. Gene Ontology annotation, biological process: transmembrane transport; carbohydrate transport. The transcript is spliced from 8 exons. Gene Ontology annotation, molecular function: carbohydrate:proton symporter activity. The record is from RefSeq and is a predicted model, not a curated record. The annotation marks the transcript as partial.
GUAUUUGAACAUCGCAAUUCCCAACUUCACAGAGCCAGAGAUUUUGGUUCGUUUCGUUGUUCAAGAGCAAAGUGGUCUGCCACCUCUCAUACAGCAAUCAUGGCCAUCAUCGGAGCCAAAGAACACCACGUCGAUCCGCAGUUGUCGCAGAUCGCGCAGAAUGAUAAGACAAUCUGGUACAAGAAGCCAAACCUGCGGUUCCUCUACCUCAUCCUCAUCCCGACUGCACUUGGAGUCGAAUGGACCUCGGGCUUCGAUUCUUCUAUGAUGAACAGUCUGCAAGCUGUUUCGUCGUGGUUCGAAUAUUUCGGUCGUCCCAAUUCGUCAAGACUUGGCCUUCUCAACGCAAUGUACUCCCUUGGCGCUCUUAUGGCGAUUCCUUUCGUCCCUUUCUUCAGCCAGCGUCUCGGUCGUAGGCGGACUAUCCUACUCGGAUCCUGGAUUAUGGUUUUGGGUGCUGGGCUCCAAGCCGGGGCUAGGAACGUCGAUAUGUUCCUGGCUUCGCGAUGGAUCCUGGGAUUCGGAAUCCCCUUCGCAAUCAUCAAUGCAUCCUCGCUCAUUGGCGAACUUUCCUACGCCAAAGAGCGCCCAAUCAUGACCAGUCUUUUCAAUGCCAGCUGGUUCGUCGGGGCCAUUGUGGCAGCAGGAAUUACAUUUGGCACUUUUCAAAUGUCCUCCACCUGGGCGUGGAGGAUUCCCAGUCUACUCCAACUCGUGCCCAGUGCCUGUCAAAUCGUCUUUAUGCCUUUCUGCCCCGAGUCACCUCGCUGGCUCAUAUCCAGAGACCGUGGCGACGAGGCACUUGCAAUUCUUAGCAAGUAUCACAGCGAGGGGGAAAAUGGCGACGAGUUCGUCCGCCUCGAGUACGCCCAGAUUAUGUCCACCAUCCAGCAAGAGAAGGAAGUCGCUAGCAAAUUCCUUUGGGCAGACGUCUUCCGCGAUGCAGCUAUGCGCCGUCGAUUCAUGCUGGCUGGGAUCAUGGGCUUCUUCACGCAAUGGUCUGGCAAUGGCUUGAUCUCUUUUUACAUGAAAAAAAUCCUGAAUCUUGUCGGUAUUACGGACAACCACACUGUGCAAAAGUUCAUUCUGGGCAAUACAUGCUGGGGUUUCAUCAAUGCCGUUCCUAUCGCCAUGAUAGCACCACGGUUUGCAAGAAGGAAAAUGUUCCUUGUGUGUACAAUCGGUACCGCUUGCGUUUACACCGUCUGGACUGUCGCAUCAGCCAGAUUCGCAAUCGAGCAAUCCCAAAGAGCUGCUAUCCCAGUUCUAGUCUUCAUUUUCGUUUACUCGCCGUUCUACAACAUUGGCUGGAAUGCCCUUGCUUACACUUAUCUCGUGGAACUAUUUCCAUUCAGUCAAAGAUCAAAGGGAAUCGCUGUGGAGCAACUUACGGUCCGCUUUGCUGUAUUCUUCAACACUUACGUUAACCCUAUCGCGCUAGAUUCCAUCGGCUGGAAGUACUACAUUGUCUACUGCGUGUGGAUCUUGGUAGAGAUUUUGACGGUUUAUACGAUUUUCCCCGAGACUCAAGGCCGCACCCUCGAAGAACUGAGUUUCAUGUUCGAGGGCAAAGAUGUGCAGGACAAAGUCCAGAAAAAUACUCAAAAGGUGCUCCAAGUCGAACUUGAGGAUAUUCACGAGCGACCCGGCUCUCGGGAUGCGGUUGAAAAUACCAAGGUAUGA